Molecule: messenger RNA, 7868 nt
Organism: Aethina tumida (small hive beetle)
Lineage: Eukaryota; Metazoa; Arthropoda; Insecta; Coleoptera; Nitidulidae
Product: calcineurin-binding protein cabin-1-like
Exons: 27
Coding region: 79-7767 (2562 amino acids)
Biological process (GO): chromatin organization
Cellular component (GO): nucleus
Molecular function (GO): nucleosome binding; protein binding
Source: RefSeq, a predicted model, not a curated record
CCAACUUUUUUUUAAAAACUACCCGGUUUUAUUAUUUAAUAUGUGAAUAUGUUUUUAAGUUAAAAAACAAACAUAAUUAUGUUAAAAAUCAAAGCUCUAAACAGAGAAGCAUCUUCUGAUGAAGAAGUUCCUGUCAUUAGAAAGGAAGCUCAGGAAGAGAUAGCUCUUGAAUUAUACAAUAAGUCCCUGAGACUUCGAAAAGCUGGAGAUCUUCAAGAGUCAGAAUCAAUUUUAAUAAAACUUAUAGAAGAAAAUAUACCACUACUUGAAAAUAAUGGAGGUCUUCCAAAAUCUAUGUCGACCCUUAAAUAUUCCUGUUACUUGAAUUUAGGAGACAUAUAUUUAAAUAAGGAAAAUAUUGCUAAAGCUUUAGAGCAGUAUUUGACAGCUUCAGAAUUGGAUGGUGAUGAUGUGACACUGUGGUAUAAUAUAGGUAACUUAUCAUUAAAAGAAGGAAAAUUUAGACAAUCUGCUUAUGCAUUUUCUAGAGGACUCGAAUGUAGUGAAUAUCAUUGGCCAUGCUUAGACAAUUUGAUUUCAGUUUUGUUUGCUAUUAGAGAUACAAUUUCUUGUCUUUGUUACAUUGGUAAAGCUCUUAUUAGAGAUCCAGAUUAUACUAAAGGUUUGGUUAUACGUGCCCAAAUUUAUAGAGACAAUCCAGGCACAAAGGAUUAUUACAAGUUGUAUAACCCAGAACAUGUUUGGGAACCUUCACUUGAUAUCAAAAUUGCUGAAGAAGAUGAAGUUUAUUAUUUGAAAGAAGCUGAUGAGUUAAGGCAAAGAGUCCUUGAGGUUGAAAAAUCGCUUUCACCAAAAUAUCUACAAGAAAUCCCACUACCUAAACCUCUGGAGGAAUACACUUGGGUUUCACUUGCUAAAACAGUGGUUCAUCUACAUCAAUAUUUAACUGACAAUGAUAUGAGUCACUUUACAUUGAUUGAUAUGAGUAAGUGUAUGAGUCUGACUGAAGCUCCCCCCAAACAACCUCUUUUGAUUGGGGAACUGCUUGAACAAGCUCAAAAAUCACCUGAAAAAGUUAAUGAAUCACCUAAAGAACAACCCCCAGCAAGUUCUGAUGAAAAAAUGGAGGCAGAAUCUAUAAUAGAAAGACGAUUUUCGCAAACCAGUGAAACCACAACAAAUAAUGAUGGACAGGAAAACACUCCAGUUCAAACAGACAAUGAUGAGGAACAGCCAAUGGAACAAGAUACAGAAGAUCAGGAUGAAAAUGAUACAUCUAAGUCUGAAAAAACUAAGCCAAGCAGAGGUUCCAAGAGGAAACGUGAUUUAUUGCUGGACUUGAAAGUUUGGGGAUGGCACAGUAAAAGAAAAUACCAGAAAAAAGGCAAUAAGGAAAAAGACAUCAGUAUAGAGGAUGCUUUAAAUAGAAUAAUCCCAAAAUAUUUACUUGAGAAUAAAAUUACUUCAAAUACUGUGAACAUCUCAGAGGAAUCAAUGAACACAAUGGAUUUAUACAAAAUGUAUGUGGAUGAGAAGGAAAUAAAUUUCAUAUCACCAAUUCAAUCGCCCAAAUCUGGAAACACCGAACAUUAUUUCGGUACUAACGCUGAAAAAGAGGAUGUCUUACAACUGUGGACAAAACCACGUACAUAUACCGAUACGGUUGUACUGAUAAAGGAUUUUGUAAUAACCAUUUCUAAAUUUUGGCAUAUUAAGUGGCCCAAAGAAUUGAUAGAUUUGUAUGUUGAAGCAUAUAAGAUGUAUAGAGAACAUUAUGAUGUGCCUCAAAUAUUUUCUGGUGAUUGUUCUUUUGAAGAUAUGAGAGAUGAUGCAUUGGCCACUUUGUUAUAUGGUGAACUGGUGAAUUUUACACUUGAGGGUAAAGAGGUCAUUCAUAUUUCCAAUAUUAGUUUUUUACAACACAUAAGUGGUUGGCAUGAAGAUUGGAAAGAAGAAUAUGUGUCCUUCUUCAACAGAGUUUACUGGCUUAGAGCACACUUAUUUAGAAUGGAGAAUGAUAAUGAUUUAGCAGCCAGAUCAUUACUAUUGGUUGAAGAGUUGAUAAAUGAAGAGGAAAAGAAGUCUGCAGACAAAUAUUUCUUGUACUUGCCUAAUUGUAUGAAAUUUGGGAUUAUAACAAGUAAAGUGGCUGAAAAAAUUCUGAAACAUUUGGAUGUGGUAAAUUCUUUGGGUACUGUGCAGAAUUUGUAUAAAGAAGAAAGAUAUGUAGAAGUUGCUGAAAUUAUUAAAGCAACUUUCUCACUACCAGGAAGCAAUAGCAUUCAAGUGGGAAGAGUGGGUCGUCCUGCACAGUUAGGGUUUUUGUUGCAUUCUCUCUGGUUUACCAAUACGACCGACUGUUUUAUUUGGACAGAAGAGUGCUUCAAAGAAUCUCUAGACAAUUACUUAAAACCAAACAAGGACUAUGAAAAAUGGGAGGGAAUGGUUCAAAAGUGUUUGUCUAUAUUACAAGAAAUAAUAAAAUCUGAUACUGUUAGUAUCUUGGAUGUAUUAAAUGAAGAUAAAAGAAAAAGGCUGGUGGAGUCACUAUGCAAAAUAAUAUGCAAACAAAUGAAUUCUUUGGGUACAAUGCCAUUGGAUUCUGUCUCUCCUUGGAUAUUAUUGCAUUAUGUACUGUUAAGGGAGGAACACCGUAAACAAGCAAGUAAAAAAGUAUGUCACAUUAAGAAAGAUCAGAAAUCGGAAAUAUCUGAAACCGCAAUCCAAAAUGACGAACCUGAAAGUGAUGAUGUACCCCCUUCAAUUAGGAUUCUAUUUUCAGCACAUGAAUUUCUAGGACCACGAGAAUGGUGUUUAACCGGUAACGGAGAGCUGCUUCAUUUUAUUUUGGACACAAUACUGGAUCGUUUGGACACUCCCAUAUUUGAUCACUUGAGGGAGAAAAUUGACAUUCAUAUUGAACAGUCACUAUUUUGCCUAUAUCAGUAUCCCACUAAAUCCAAUAAGGUAUCUCGCCAUUUAGCCGAUCACAAUGUAACUCCAUUACAUUUAACUUGGGAGAGAGGAUUCCAACUGUACGAGUUUUAUGUUCCUACAAGUUUGCCUGAAUUCAAUUCCUUCAAAAAUGAGAGCAUUUCUACUGAUUUAAAAGACCUCUUAAAACGAAUUAUAGGACUUGUACCACCAGAAAAUGAUCCCAAACAAACAUUGUCCAAAGUCAAUGAUUUUCUGACUGGCAAAUCAGAUACUUUACCUGAAGUGAUAGAAUUCCCAAACAAAAUCAGGGCAAUUUACUAUCUGAUUGGCGAUUAUCACUUCAAACAAAAGGAGUUCAUCAAGUGCAUGAAAUAUUUCCAAAUGGAUAUUUGCAUCAAUCCUCACAGAUUAGACUCUUGGGCGUGUCUUGGCUUAGGAUAUUCAAGUCAGUUAGACAAUAAACUAAAUUUUUGUAAGAAAAUAAAAUCGGAGUCCGAAUUUUUGGACAUCGCUAAAUCAGCCCAGACAUGUUUUAGGAAAGCAUUGUCUCUGGCUCCGGAACGUUUAAUUUUAUGGAUUGAAUGUGGAUCAUUUGAAUAUAUGGUUCACUCUUACUGUUCCAGAUUAUUAAAAUUCGAAUCUGAGAAGUUUAGUAUGGAGAAAUUUGAACUAUUAGAAAGUCAAAAGGAACAUUAUUUGGAUAGUUCAGGAACAAGUUUAGAGAAUGCAAUUGCCUUAUAUGAAGAUAAUGAUAAUGAGACUGAUGAAAGAUGGCUACAGUAUUAUAUAAUAGGUAAAAUUGCGGAGAAAAAACAAAAAGAACCUACAGAAUAUCUUCAGUAUUACGUUACAGCAAGCAAUUUAUUGCACGAAAACUCUGCAACAUAUCCAGAAAAGAUCAACUACAAUAAUCCUCAACAUUUGGCUGUUGAAGCUUUGGAACUCCAUUAUAGAAUAAACGCGUCUGUUCUAAAAUAUUUAGAAUCUAACGAGGGUAAAGAUAUUCCUCAUACAUUGGGUACAUUUUUCAAAAAGUGUUUAAGAACAACUCUUCUUACAAAAAUCUCCAAGGUGACUGAAAAACCUCAAUUAAACGUUCCUGUGACUUCAUAUUCACAGGUGUCACAGCCACAGUCUGUGAUUUCUACAUCACAGGUUCCACAGUCACAAGCUGUGGCUGAGAGAAGUAGUUUUCAAGAACAGUGUUUGAAUCCAACGAAUAAACAACCAGAUGAUGGGAAAUCAGCAGCAAAAACAGAAUUGGAAGAGUCAAUAACAGAAUCAGUUGUAAAGUGCCAAAGGUCAGAAGAAGUGAUUGAGCAACCAGAAAAAAUGGAGUGUGAUAAGCCAGAUGAAGAAGAUGUUACAGAUAUAAAAAAAGAGAUCAAAGAGGAAUGUGCAAAAGAGGUAAAGUCUAACAAGGAAGAAGAGCCGCUUAAGGUGGUAGCUGAGAUCGUCAUUUUGUCCGAUUCCGAUGAUGAAAUAGUUAUGACUUCACAGACAGAAGAGGGUAAGAAAUAUUCAGAGGAAAUUCAAAAGCAAAGAGAAGAACUAGAGCGUAAACAAAAUGAACAAACGGAGAAUGUUAUAAAGGAGGAAUCCAAAGGAUUUAAGGGGGAACCCAAAACUACAUCACUUGAUGCCAAAGACGUUCAACAAGUUUUAGAUGAAAUGAUGAGGGAAACUAUGAGAAAAACGGAGCAAGAGGCUGCAGAACUUGAUUCAGAUAAGAGCUUCACUGAUGAAAAAAAAGAAACUUCUUUCUCUGAAGUUAUGGAUCUGAAUAUCAAUAAUUCUUUAGUGAAAAUGGAAAUAGAUCAACCCAAAGAAGUUGACACUGUGAGAGAAAACGUGCCAAGUAUGGAAGUAGAUAGAAAUAACAUAAUAAAAAUGGAAGUUAAUAACGAUUUACCUGAGAAGAGCAAAACUGAUGAACGGGAGAAUGAAAAAACCGCAUCUGAAAGAUCAAAGAGUGAAAGUGGUACUGAAGGCAUAAGGACUUCAUUAGACGAUGACGAUUCUAGUUCUUCAAGUGGGUCUAGCAGUAGUUCAAGUACGACUUCCGGUUCAGAUAGUGAUGAUACAAGUUCUUCUUCAACUACCACCACUACAGCAACUGACAAUGAAAAUUUAUCAAAUAGUGAAAUUCUCUCAUUAGUGGAUAAAUGUAUUGCAGGAUUGGAACUAUGCAUUCAAAGAUUGCCUCAAAAUUACAAAGCCCUAUAUAGAUUAGCACACGUUUAUUACAACUACAAGGCUAAAAAAGAUUUCUCUAAGAGUAAACAGUUAUUGCUGUCGCAAUAUAAAUGUAGCAAGGAUGGUGUAUUAAUCAAUGGAUUAUUUUCUGAAAGAAAGCCUAAUAAUUUUUUUAAUAAUAUUUGGAGGAUUCCGUCAACGGAAAUCGACAGACCUGGAAGUCUUGCUGCUCACAUGAAUCGUUGUUUGUCAUUACUAUUACAAAUAUUACAAAGGACUAAUGACAACAAGACAUUAAUGGAUUUGUGCAUACAAUUGAGAAAAACACCAGAUCAAGACAAAAUUUAUAUUAAGGAUUCUGAUAGACUGGCAUUCUCUGAUCAAGCUUUAGAAAUGUGCAUCCAAAGUUUACGUUCUCAAGUGAAAAAUAUUCAGACUAUGUCUUAUAACGCUAAAGUCAAAUUACUGCAAGACAUCUUCAGGGUCCACCAAAGAGUUUCUAAACACUACACAGCCAAAGAAAGCGUAUUUGCUUCUAUGCUUUCUGAAGCCUAUAAGAAAUUUAAGGACGAUAAGUUGCCCGAAAAUGUAAACCCGUUAGAUUGUGCCAUAAAGUUCUGCCAGCAAAAUAAAGUGCAGGAGAAGACCAAGACACCAAUAGCAACUACGCCGUCAUUGCCACGAAGUCCUGGUUUAGCCAUUCCUCCAGUGUUACCGUCACCGACAGCAGUGCCAUCCACAUCUUCCACUCCUUUGAAACGUCCGGGAAUGGGACGACCAAGAGGACGUCCGCCAUUGCCUAAAGUACCUGGUCAGCCAAAACCGUCCAGGGGGCGAAGUUCUAGUUCCACCAAUUACAGUUACAAUCUUGCAGUUGCAGGUAUUAUGAAACAAUACCAGGAUAUGUACACUCAGUAUCAGAUGCAGCAGUUUAACCAAUUUCUGGCACAAGGUUCAUUGACUAAUCCGUAUGGCUCGGUAAAUUUAGCCAAUCAGUUCCUGGCUACUCAAAGUAACUUGUUGUUACCGGGUAAUCUAGGCAAAACUAUGGGUUCAACUGAUCCGCAAAUGCCCAUGGCACCUUUAAUGGAUAGCUUAAAGAAGAAAAGUGGACAUGCAGAUGUGUCAAGUUUACUAGCUGACAUGAAUAACGAACAACUGAACUAUUUGCAAAGCUUAACUUACGCAUCUAUGAAUAAGCCUACGACCACCAAAAACUUUCCGAGUUCUAGUAGAAAAAAUAUAUCCAGUCCUGGUAACAAAAUGAAUGUGCCAACAACCAAAGCUGCUAUGUCUACAAGCAGUGCGCUGAGCAUGGGAAGUUCAAUGGGCAAACAGUAUAUAUCAAGUGCAACAACGACGAGCACUAAAAGUGUGACACCUGGUGCCGGAAUUAAAUAUAGUCCUAGUACAGUUACAAGCACCAAGAUGAAUUUACCCAGCACAAGUGGUAAUCAGACGCCUAAAUCCAGACCCAGUUCAGCCAUUUUAAGCAAACCAUACAAGUAUGCUGCAUCUGACGUUCCACAGUUGCUAGGGACGGGUAUUACCAAGAGUGGAUCUCAAAUGUUUAAGGAGCCGUCCACAUCGAUUCUAAAAAAUACAAUGAGUCCAUCAACAAUGAAAUCGGCGAUAACGUCGUCACCUACCAAAGUGCAUCAUUCUGUACCCAAAGAAAAUCCGGGCGUUUACUUAAAGGAGAGACCUAGUAUUUCCAUAACCCCUGUAACCUCGACUGCAACACCGCCUGUGGUUUCUACUGCAUCGUUUGUGUCACCUUCCAUACCCAGUAGUCCCGGAAAAACGCUGCAGGAGAAAUUAGCGGAUAAGCAAAAACAACACCAACAUUCUAACAAAGCUCAGAGCAAACAUAUGGAAUCGCCGGCGGAUAUAUUUACCAAGGAACACAUCUCGUCGGCUAACCUUAUGAAGAGUCUGAAUCUAACGAAUUUACCGUCUUCCUUGUCAGUUUCUAAGGCGGUGGUUUCCUCUCCACAGCUUCCACCAGGUCUGUCCAUAAGCGCCGCCUCGAACGUAUCCACUUCCCAUUAUAGAACUGAUUUGGGAAUGUCCCAUCCAUUGUGCAUGCCCAAGUACCAGGAACCAAUUUUGCCGCCCUCGUUAUCCGUGAGCAAAGCUUCUGUACCAGUUUCCUCGUCUAUUGCCGGCAAGUUUCAACAACCGAUGGCUGUUCCUAAGGAUCAGAUUUCACCUAGUUACAAACAAAAGCAAAAGAAUUCAACACAGGCUCUUAAAAAAGGAGGACCGACAAUUGUCAACCCCAAUUCAGGAAUGUCUAUAAACGUAUCACCCACAAAAGGACCAGACCCCAAUAAAGAAUCCAAAACAUCCAUGGACUUAACAAGGAAAAGUGAAAAAAUCCCAAAAAUUUCCGUGCGCCAAGAUUUGGUGUCCUCCAUAUCAAAAAACGUCGACUUGGAAGCCCUGAAACGUAUUCAAAGUUCUGGAUCCGUAGACAUUUUAAAUGUUAGUCCAUCUAGUUCCAAAGGAAUGAAGAAGAAAACUGCACUUGAUAGCCCAAUAUCUACGACUAUAACUCGAGUUGGUCCAAGUAAAAAGGAAACGAAAUUUCAUUUGACUGGAACACCAAAGGACGCAGGCUCUUCCACUUCAGUUAAUGAUGAUGAUGAUGAUAUUAUAUUAGUUGAGUGAUUUUUAAUUAUACUGACUGUGUAUUUCCUACACAGAAUUAUUGUUUUUAAAAUUUAAUUUUGUAAUGAUUUGUACAAAUAUAGUGACGAGUGUUAUUUCUA